UGGUUUUGGAUCUUCACAACCUGGUGGUGGCUUUGGCUUUGGACAAUCAUCACAACCCAGUAUGUUUAGCUUCGGCCAAACUUCACAAUCAACUGCAGCGCCUCAAUUGAAUCUUGGUGGUGGCGCCUUUGGAUUUUCAACUCAGCCGGGAACUUCGAUUGUUCCAGCCUUUGGUAUUGGUACUGGCACUAGUACUAUGCAGCCGACUAGUUUAGUCACAACACAACCAAGUCAACAAUUACAACAACAUCGGACACCCGUUCAAGAACUACAUGAAUUGAUGAAUUCUUGGAAUACGUACAGCCCCCAGUGUCAGUUUAUUACUUAUUUCUUCAAUUUAUCAAAUCCUGGUUCAGUGCAGUAUUUCCAACCGCAACAGCAACAACGUUGGACACAGGAACUUUGGGAAGAAGCACAAAAAAAUAAUCCAGAUAAAACGAUAAUGAUGCCAAUUGUUGCUGUUGGGUUCGAAGACUUAAAAAAGAGGAUUAUAGAGCAUUUAAACGGUAAAAAUGAAAUUUCUGCAAAAUUAAAGGAUAUCGGAAAUAAAAUAGAGACAUUGCAAAUUAAACAUAACUUAGAAACCUCCGUAAAUUUGGAAAAUCAAAAACGGAAGCAUAUGGAAUUGACGCAACGAGUUAUUAAGCUUAUGAAACGAAUUCAAGUAGUACGUCUUAGGGGAACUAUGACCCGUUCAGGUGAAGAGCAACUCAAAGGACGUUUAGAGGAAAUCAAACAAAAUUUGUUAAGGCCAAUGGUUAGACUUGACCAUAUCAAGACACAAUAUAGUAUAUUAAAAAUACAUUGGGAUAAUCGUGAACCAUCAGUAGCUCAUAAAUACAACACUGUUGAUGCAAAUCAAUUAGAUAAUAUCGUGAAGGUUCUUGGCGCUGAACACACAGGAAUAGUACAUGGUAUUGAUACCCUGAAGAAGGAUUCAAAAGAUAUUGAUCUGAUCAUUAAAAACUUUAAUGAAGUUGUUAGAUCAUAGAAAUCAUAGAAGCCUAAAAAAAAAAAAAAAUUUAUUAUUAUCGAGGCGUAAAGUUUUCACGGAAUUGGAUGAUAAUUAUGACUGGCAAAUUUUGAAAUAUUAGUUGAGAUUUCCGGUUAUUAUUUUUAACCUAAUUAAUGUUAAUAAUGUUAAUUAAUCCAUCAAAAUAGAGAAGAAAUAAAUGUUAAAAAUAUUAAAAUAAUAAAAUAAAUACUAGUGUAAAUUUAUGUAAUCACAAAUUUACAAAUUAUAUUUUUAAGGGGUGUAUCAACUGUACAACUUAUUCCAAAUGGAUUCAUCCUCAUGAAAAUCCAAUAAUUAAAUUA
Molecule: messenger RNA, 1317 nt
Organism: Rhizophagus irregularis DAOM 181602=DAOM 197198
Lineage: Eukaryota; Fungi; Glomeromycota; Glomeromycetes; Glomerales; Glomeraceae
Biological process (GO): NLS-bearing protein import into nucleus; protein localization to nuclear inner membrane; nuclear pore organization
Cellular component (GO): nuclear pore; nuclear pore central transport channel
Molecular function (GO): structural constituent of nuclear pore
Source: RefSeq, a predicted model, not a curated record